AUGGAGUCGACCUCGUCUUCGAGGCUCCAGCAGUUCACAGGCGGGGCGAUAAAUAUUCCUUCGGCUAUCUCAUUUCACUCCUCGCCGCCUAUACACGCCACGAAUAUCUCCCAGGAACAGCGCCAUAACCUCUCUACUACCUCGUCUCUGCCGUCUCCAAGGUCUGUCGACUUGAUCAGCACACCCUCUUUCACGAUGCCGUACCCAACGAACGAGGUGACCGUCACCUACCAGGACCGUGUAGCCAUCAUCACCUUGAACCGGCCAUCGAAGCUCAAUGCCCUGACGGCCGUACACUACUAUCUCCUCGGCCAAAAGAUGCGGGAAGUUGCCGCUCGAGAUGACAUUUAUAUCACAGUCCUGACAGGGAACGGCCGUUUCUUCUCGGCGGGCGCGGACGUCGUACGAAGCUUUUCUGAAGAAAGUGAUAACAUAGAUGGACGCCGAGACGUCGUUCAAGGAUUCGUCGCCAAUAACAUCGAUCUUACACAUACCUUCUACACACAUCCAAAGAUCCUGGUUGUCGCACUUAACGGACCAGCCGUCGGCUUUUCCGCUGCCCUCACCGCGUUCGGAGACUUCAUCUAUGCCACUCCUCACUCCUAUAUUCUCACACCCUUUUCCUCCAUCGGGUUGGUCACGGAGGGAGCAUCCAGCCAUGCGUUCGUUAGACGGAUGGGGAUCGCGAAGGCCAAGGAGGCUCUUAUCAUGAGCAAACGUAUCUCGUCAAAGGAGCUCUUGCAGACCGGAUUCGUAAACAAGAUCUUCACCUCUCCAAGCGGCAAGGAAGACGACUCGGAUGGCUUCCUGAAGAUGGUUCUGCACGAAAUCGAUAUGACCCUGGGAACACACCUGAACCAGGACAGCUUGUUGAAGAUUAAGGCUUUAAUCGGCGCACCAGACCGAGAUGUUUUGGAUAGGCAAAAUGUCCGCGAGGUUUUCGGAGGCCUAGAGCGCUUUGAACUGGGCAUCCCACAGGCCGAGUUUAUGAAGAUUGCUUCCGGCCAGAAGAGACAUAAGCUAUAG
Molecule: messenger RNA, 1026 nt
Organism: Arthroderma uncinatum
Lineage: Eukaryota; Fungi; Ascomycota; Eurotiomycetes; Onygenales; Arthrodermataceae
Product: 3,2-trans-enoyl-CoA isomerase,Delta(2)-enoyl-CoA isomerase
Exons: 3
Coding region: 1-1026 (341 amino acids)
Biological process (GO): fatty acid beta-oxidation
Cellular component (GO): peroxisomal matrix
Source: RefSeq, a predicted model, not a curated record